AUGCCUGUUUCGUUGUUAAAGGAGAAAAUUGCAAAUGAAAUUGGUCUUCCAGUUGGUCAGCAACGGCUGAUUUUUAGAGGAAAAGUCUUAAAGGACGAGCAUGUGCUAUCUGAGUAUCAUAUCGAGAAUGGGCAUACCUUGCAUCUAGUUGAAAGGCAACCAAAUCAGUCACAGGCUUCUGGUAAUAGUACUGCUGAGCCAGCUGGUGCUAAUGGUAAUGCAGGAAAUGAUGCAGCCUCCGUGCCUCCUCGUAACCGUGUUGGACAAAUUUCACACAGUGUUGUUCUUGGAACUUUUAAUGUGGGGGACCAAGGGGAAGGCAUUGUUCCUGACCUUACACGGGUUAUUGGGGCAGUUUUGAAUUCUAUUGGAAUUGGUGGUCAGAACACAAGUAGUCCUCCCAAUGCUACCCAACCUGCUACAGCUCCGCUAGGGAAUGAAGCUGCGGGCGUGAAUUCUGGGAAUCAAAAUGCAUCUGGAAAUCAAGCACAGUCUGGCCAGACAUUUCCUGGUCAGGCAUUCCAAUCUCUGCCUCAUGUUGUUCAAAUUCCUGUGGCUUCUGGGGCCAUACCAAUCCCUUCUCUCAAUGCUCCAAUUCCUGAUUCAUUGAACACACUCUCUGAAUUUAUAAAUCGCAUGGAACAGACACUAUUGCUAAAUGGUUAUCAGUCAAAUUUAUCUUCAACUAAUGCUGGAGAUCAACGGGUUGAAUUGCCUACCAAUGCACAAGGGUUGCCGACAGUUGAAGCAUUAAGCACCAUCUUGCAUCGUACAGAACAGUUGCUUAGUCAUCAAGCUGUUGCUGCGAUAUCUCAUAUUGCUGGACGGUUGGAGCGAGAGGGAACUUCGUCUGAUUUAAGUAUAAGGGAUCAAAUACAGUCAGAGUCAGCACAAUUAGGACUUGCUAUGCAGCAUUUGGGCACACUUUUACUUGAGCUUGGCCGAACAAUCUUAACCCUGCGCAUGGGACAGUCUCCUGCAGAAUCUGCUGUAAAUGCUGGACCUGCAGUUUAUAUUUCUCCAUCAGGGCCAAAUCCUGUAAUGGUUCAGCCCUUUCCUCUUCAGACAAACUCACUAUUUGGUGGUCCUAUUCCUUCUUCAACUCCUCCAGCAUUUGGUGCCAUUGGUAUUGGAAGUGCUCCGCGGAAUGUGAACAUUCAUAUACAUGCUGGUACUGCUCUUGCUCCCAUUGUUUCAGCAAUUAGUUCUAGGACAAAUAAUGGAGAAGGGACAAGAAAUGAAAACCGUAAUGAGCCUGGCCCUGGGGAUUCAGGUUCUGCACGUGCGUUGCCCGUUAGAAAUUUCAUGUCGGCAGCCUUCCCAUCUCACCCUCCUGGUGUUGGAGUUGCCAGUGGCACACAGACUGGGUUAGGUGUUUCUACUUCACAGCCACCACCUAAUUCAACUCCAUGGUCAUCUGCUGCAAAUGAAGCGAAUUUCUUUAGGAACUUAGUUCGUAAUAUACAAGGAGAUAACACAGCUCCAUCAGGUCAGAUGGCAUCAACUGGCCGAGACUUGUCUUCUGGUUCUGAAUCAAGGUCUUCCCAGAGAGAUGAGCAGGCAGAUACCACCGGGAUGAAUGGCUUCAGAACUGCAACUGCAUCCUCAGUUGGCUGUGGCUCUCUCCAAACUGAGGCAGUGCAAACCUGUGAUAAUGAUGAGAGAGUUGUUUCAGUUGACAAUUACCCUUCAAGUUCUUCCGGUCAAGGUUUACAAAGCUCUUCUGGUGGAGAAACAACAGUGAAAUCAGAACAAGUAAAGGAUGCUCCAUCUGCAAGUGCGAAACAGGGUGUAGCUGAACCUGCCAGAGCUGCUCCUCUUGGAUUGGGCAUGGGUGGCUUGGAGCGUAAGAGGCGGACGCGACUUCAACCUCCUGUAAGUAAAGGCGCUGAUGUAUCAUCCGGUUCUUCUGUCAACCAAAGUCACCAAACUGGAACAGAGGGUCAACACACAUUACAAGCUCUUCCAAGUCAUGGCUCUUCUGUGAAUGCAAGAAAUCCUAAUAGACCAUCCCAGCAGCCGCUACCCUCUAGUAAUAGGCAGAUUGAUAUGGCUGGUUUGAUGUCUCAGGUUUUGCAUAGCCCUGCUUUGAAUGGUUUGCUUGAAGGGGUUUCACAGCAAACUGGGGUUGACUCACCUAAUGGCUUGAGGAAUAUGUUGCAGCAGUUCACGCAGAGCCCACAGAUGAUGAACACAGUCAAUCAAAUUGUCCAACAGGUUGGCAGUCAGGAUAUGGGAAAUAUGUUUGCCGGGAUGGAAAGGGGGCAAGGGGGUGGCAUUGAUUUUUCAACGAUUCUUCAACAGCUGAUGCCUAUUGUAUCCCGAGCGCCUGGUGGGGAUACUCCUCCUCCACUAUUCUCUGCUGUAGAACCUGAAAACUCCGAUAAUACAACUUUACAGCUCAACCUUCAAGAAGUGGUGGAUAGGAUUGAUCACUUGAGCCCACCAACAGAUGUUUUCCGUGCUGUAGCUGAAAAUGCCGUCCUGGUAUCUGGGGGUGUAAAUGUUACCGAUGAUAUUCUGGAUGAGUUAUGCAGUAAUGAGAGUCUUGCCAGCUUGGACACACUUGAUUGCGCAGGAAUAUUUGGAGACGUUGCGAUAUGAUGUGAGACAGCGGCUAAAUGGACAUUCUGAGCAGGACAAGUCGUAAUUGCAGCUUUUGUGGAUAUGUAUUUUCUGCUUCAUUGCCUCUAUUUCGUGUGGCCAUCCUAGGUGUCUUUCUAGUUUCUAGAAAGUUUGGGUAAUUGUGACUAAUUGGUCUGGAUCAUUCUGACAGACAUCCAGAUGGAUGUGUGAAAUUUUAAUUUUCCCCACACGCCUUGGUUAUAACUUAUAACAAUGAGGCGUUGGAUAGCCCCACUUAUUUUUUUUCCCCCUUGGAUGGAGAUAGCCCCACUUGAAAUGGUUUAAUACUUUUAUCAACUUUUGGGCUAAAUUCAGACACAAGAAGAAUUCAUCAAAAAUAGUAUCUGUACAUGUUGCGUCCUUGCGGAUUUUAGUGAUCUGAUUUCGUUACAA
Messenger RNA from Arachis ipaensis, 3018 nucleotides. The record is from RefSeq and is a predicted model, not a curated record. NCBI's taxonomy places the organism in Eukaryota, Viridiplantae, Streptophyta, Magnoliopsida, Fabales, Fabaceae.